This is a messenger RNA of Microstroma glucosiphilum, 1629 nucleotides long. RefSeq names its product DNA ligase/mRNA capping enzyme. NCBI's taxonomy places the organism in Eukaryota, Fungi, Basidiomycota, Exobasidiomycetes, Microstromatales, Microstromataceae. The record is from RefSeq and is a predicted model, not a curated record. Gene Ontology annotation, biological process: DNA repair; DNA recombination. The transcript is spliced from 5 exons. Bases 38 to 1420 code for a protein of 460 amino acids. Gene Ontology annotation, molecular function: ATP binding; zinc ion binding; DNA ligase (ATP) activity.
UCCACCCUUCUACUCAAUCGUUGUCUUGUCUUCGGGUAUGUCUGCCGAGGGUGAUAGCGGCACCAUCGGAGGGAGGGAGCCAGCUCGGGCUAUGGAGGUGGGAGAGACUAUCAAGGUCGCAGGCAGUGGUACUUCAGAGUAUACGAUCAAGCGUCAUGUGAAUCAUUACUCCUGCACAUGUCCUGCCUGGCUAUUCUACGGCGGCGAAAGCAAUAUCAGAACCUGCAAGCAUCUGAAUGCUGUACUUGGCGAGGCCUUUGAAGCAGCCCGCGUCCCUCCACGCUCUCCCUCUUCAAAGGGUAGGGGCAAGAAGGCUACCGCUUCAAAGCGAACCCGGCUUGUGGAUGAUUUUGAAGGCGACACUGCUUCACCGACGCACUCUCCCUCUUCGAGCAAUAGCAAAAGAGUGAAGAGCGACGCUGCUUUCAACGACCUUACAAGGGAAAGUGACACUCUCGGUGAGAACGGGAAGGGGCCAAUAGAGGUCAUGCUGGCCAAGACCUGGGAGCUUGAUGGGCGAGCAUCACCACAGGGCCUCUGGGCCGCCGAGAAGAUAGACGGAGUACGAGCAUAUUGGGAUGGAGAGAGCAUGUGGUCUCGCAACCGCAACAAGUACGAGCCUCCGACAUGGUGGAAAGAGCGUCUGCCAAAGGAUACUCCUCUAGAUGGCGAACUCUUCGCCGGGCGUGACAGCUUCGAUCGAUGUUCCGGUCUCGUCCGCUCAGGUCCGGGUCCACACUGGAAGUCCAUCCACUACCUCGUGUUUGAUGCGGUGAUGGAAGGUACAGUGGAAGAGAGAUGGCGAGUGGCCAAAGCAAAGUGUGUAGACGGACAAAUGUCACCCGAUGAUGUCCUGAAGAGCAUCACAAGUUGCAUUGCAUUUCUGCCACAGACGGAAGUCAAGUCAAAGGAGCACCUGCUUCAAUUGCUGGCCGAGGUGCACAAAGUUGGCGGAGAAGGACUCAUGCUUCGCAGGCCAGGAAGCCGAUACACGGGUGGCAAGACGAGCGACUUGUACAAGGUCAAGACAUGGUAUGAUGCCGAGGGCAUCGUCGUGGGCUACAAUGUCGGCGAAGGGCGAAAUAGCCACCGCACUGGCAGUCUACGCCUCUUGAUGGAGUGCGGUCAUGAAUUCGACUGCGGAGGAGGACGUGAGUAUGAUGGUGAAAUCUUCUGUAUACGACCUAUUGACCUCAAGUGUACGCUUUCUCUUUCCGCAGUGACGGACUCUUUGCGGGAUCACCCACCAAGUAUCGGGACAGUGGUAGUCUACAAGUUUCAAGAGCUCUCACACGAAGGCACUCCCCGCUUUCCCAUCUACUGUGGAGUGUCUGCGGACAAGGGCGUUGCCAAGGAUGCCAUUGUUCGAUCAACUCAGCUGCGAGCUGACCAGGCUGUUGGGGCUGGGAGCGAGGCAUAACCAUUACUCAAGUAUACCUGCCAUCAUUAGCAUCGUCAAUGAGGAUACCCAACUGUCAACCCAUUUUCAUGUCACCUUUCGAUUCUCGCAAACUAUAGGAUAUGCCUAUGCUGUCGUCUGGCUACCCAUGAGUCGUACCUGAGCAUCGUGAUUCGCCAAGUGAGACUGGCGGAUGCAUUGACUGUCUCAGUCUGUCUUCGGCUGGGAGU